Molecule: messenger RNA, 2669 nt
Organism: Aspergillus heteromorphus CBS 117.55
Lineage: Eukaryota; Fungi; Ascomycota; Eurotiomycetes; Eurotiales; Aspergillaceae
Gene: dbp4
Product: RNA-dependent ATPase HCA4
Exons: 1
Coding region: 90-2498 (802 amino acids)
Biological process (GO): rRNA processing
Cellular component (GO): nucleus
Molecular function (GO): nucleic acid binding; RNA helicase activity; ATP binding
Source: RefSeq, a predicted model, not a curated record
AAAAGACCCUCUCUAUCGUCGCAAAGCUCCUCGCAGUCUGUGGUCGAUUUCUGGAUUAUCUCGACCGCUGAGACCCCGUUGAGCCCAUUAUGGCCCCCACUAAUGGCCCUCGCCAUGGCAAGCACUCGAAACAGCCCCAACGCGGCGCCAAUCUGAAGCGCAAGCGCAACCAAGACGACCUGGCCACCCUCGUGAAGAAGGUGGAAGAGCUUGAUGUCAAAGAAUCCGUGAAAUCGUUCUCCGAUCUGCCUUUUUCCGAACCCACCGCUUCCGGACUGGCCGCAUCCCACUUCAAGACGCUGACCGAUAUCCAAUCUCGUGCAAUCACCCACGCGCUCAAGGGCCGGGAUAUUCUGGGCGCCGCGAAGACGGGCAGCGGCAAGACGCUCGCUUUCCUGCUCCCGAUCCUCGAAAACCUGUACCGCAAGCAAUGGUCCGAGCACGAUGGUCUGGGCGCGCUCGUCCUCUCGCCCACCCGCGAACUCGCGAUUCAGAUCUUCGAGGUGCUUCGCAAAGUCGGUCGCUAUCAUACAUUCUCCGCGGGUCUGGUGAUUGGUGGAAAGAGUCUGCGCGAGGAACAGGAGAGACUGAGUCGGAUGAACAUCCUGGUCUGCACGCCUGGUCGCAUGCUUCAACACUUGGAUCAGACCUCUUUCUUCGACACGUUCAACCUGCAGAUGCUCGUGUUGGACGAGGCGGACCGUAUCCUGGACAUGGGUUUCCAGAAGAGUGUGGACGCCAUCAUCGGCCAUCUUCCCAAGGAGCGCCAGACGCUGCUUUUCAGUGCCACCCAGACUAAGAAGGUGUCUGACCUGGCUCGCCUGAGCUUGAAGGACCCCGAGUACGUGGCGGUCCACGAGGCGGCCUCUUCCGCGACCCCCUCCAAGCUCCAACAACACUACGUCGUUACGCCUCUUGCGCAGAAACUCGAUGUCCUGUGGAGUUUUAUCCGAAGCAACCUGAAGUCAAAGACGAUCGUUUUCCUGUCAUCGGGGAAACAGGUGCGGUUCGUCUACGAAACCUUCCGACACAUGCAGCCCGGUAUCCCGUUGAUGCACCUUCACGGUCGUCAGAAGCAGGGUGGACGACUCGACAUCACAACCCGGUUCUCUUCCGCUCAGCAUGCCGUUCUGUUUGCCACGGACGUGGCCGCGCGCGGUUUGGAUUUCCCGGCCGUCGACUGGGUUAUCCAGCUCGACUGCCCGGAAGAUGCUGAUACUUACAUUCACCGUGUGGGUCGGACAGCCAGAUACGAGCGCGAUGGCCGUGCGGUGCUUUUCCUCGACCCCAGCGAGGAGAAGGGCAUGCUCAAGGCGCUUGAGCAGAAGAAGGUUCAGGUGGAACGCAUCAACGUGAAGGCCAACAAGCAGCAGAGUGUCAAGGAUCAGCUGCAGAACAUGUGUUUCAAGGACCCCGAGCUGAAGUAUCUGGGGCAGAAGGCCUUCAUUUCCUACGUCAAAUCCAUCUACGUCCAGAAGGACAAGGAGAUUUUCAACAUCAAGGAGCUGAAACUGGAGGACCUGGCGGCCAGUUUCGGCCUUCCCGGUGCGCCCCGCAUUAAGUUCAUCAAGGGAGACGAUACCAAGGAGCGGAAGAACGCCGCACGGUCUACCGCCUACGCGUCUAGCGGCGACGAGGGAUCGGAUGACGAGGGUGAGAAGAAGGCCAAGGAGGAGCCUCAGGUGCGGACGAAGUACGACCGUAUGUUCGAGCGACGGAACCAGGGUGUCCUGGCAGACCAUUACCACAAACUCAUCAAUGACGACGGCACGAUUGUCGAGACCAAGGCCGCGGACGACGAAGACGAAGACGACGACUUCCUGUCCGUCAAGCGCCGCUUCGCUGCCGGCGACAAGGAUUUGGACGUGGCUGGAUCAAGCUCGGAAGACGAGGGAGGCGAACCCAAGAAGCCAACCAAGGUGGUGCACCUCGAUGGCAAGGACGCGCUGGUUAUCGACUCCAAGCGCCGCGAGAAGCUCCUGAAGUCGAAGAAGAAGCUCCUCAAAUUCAAGGGCUCCGGUACGAAACUGGUCUACGACGACGAGGGCAACGCCCACGAGCUGUACGAGAUGGAGGACGAAGACUCAUUCAAGGCCAAGGGCGAUGCCAAGGACCAACAGGCUCGCUUCCUGGAGGAGGAAACCGCGCGCACCCGCCAGGCCGAUCUGGAGGACAAGGAAGUCGACAAGCAGAAGCGCCGCGAGAAGAAGGAGAAGCGCAAGGCCCGCGAGCGCGAGCUCCUCCUCGCCGAAGAAGAAGGUGGCGAUCUGGUCCAGCUUCCUCGCUACGCCGGCGACGACAACGACGGUGGCUUCUCGCAGUCCGAGGCGGAGGAAGCCCCUCGUCCCAGCAAGAAAGCCAGAGUCUCGUUCUCGGACCAGACCAGCGACGACGAGCGCGAGCGCCAGCCCAAGAAAGCCAAGAAGGCUGCCACAGCUCCGGGACAGAUUCAAACCUUGGAGGAUCUGGAGUCGCUGGCUGCGGGCUUGCUGGAGUGAUUGUGAUGGUGAUGAUUGGAUUCGUGAUUCUGUAUUUGUCUUCUGGAUAUAUCCCUUUCUCCUUCUUGUUCGUCUUCUUUCUUUGUUCAUCAGCGGAGAGUGCCAAAAGUUCAUGAGAUUUCGGUAGGUAGCAUAGCCUUGUAAAUAGUGUAAUCAAUUGAUACUGUCGCC